CUCCGCGCCAAAGUUAAGUAUUUCACAGCACAAUGAAAACUCUUGGCAUGCUGAAAGUUCUCGAGGUGCUGUGCCUGGCGCUGUGCACCUUGCUGUGCCUGCCAGACAUGUGGAGCCUCCUGCUGCACUCCUGGAGGCUGCAGCAGGCAGUGCAGGAGUGGCGGGACGGCGGCCCCCACACCACCCUCGUGGGCCGCCUGCGGGAGCGUCUGGCCGCCGCUGGCUGGCUGGCACCCCCGCGGGACCCCCUCCUGGAGUGCGGCGUCCCCCUAGGUGGAGGCUGGACGGAGACGCUGCAGCGGCUGUACGGCGCUGACAGCUAUCUGUUCUGCCUGGAGAGGGAGGUGGAGCAGGCCCAGCAGGAGCACCUGGCCUUCCGGGCAAACCUCCUGCUGGCAGCGGCCUGCGCCGCCUCCGUCACCGUGCUGGCCGCCCUUAUGGCUGUGUGCGGCUGCCUGCUGCUGAGACUCGCCCGGCGCCCCCAGCAGCAGCAGCAGCAGCAGCAGCAGGCCGCUGAGGCCGCCAGGGAAGUCAUGCCCCCUGGUGAGGCGCCACGCGGUGAGGUUCAGCCCAGGACGGAUAGGCCCAAAGGCUGCCCAGGAAAGCCGGCCCGGCCCUCGGUUGUCAGUGUCCUCAGUAAGAGGCGCUACAAGCGGCGGGUCGCUGGGCGCCCUAAGGCUGCCUCGUCCGGUCCCGUACCUGAGGCGAACCACGUCCUGCCCUGCCCCGUGGCCGCCGGGGGCCAGGCGAGCCACGACACGUCUUCCCCAGUGGCCGCCGAGGUCCAGGUGAGCCACGACGUGGCCUCCCUAGUGGGCGACAUGGCCCGGGAGUGCCACAACAUGGCCUCCCCAGUGGCCGACAUGGCCCGGGAGUGCCACAACAUGGACUCCCCAGUGGCCACAACGGCCCGGGAGUGCCACGACAUGGCCUCCCCAGUGGCCGACAUGGCCCGGGAGUGCCACAACAUGGACUCCCCAGUGGCCACAACGGCCCGAGAGUGCCAACCCCCGCCAGUCAGCAGGACGGGAGACGCGGCCUGUGACCCUGCUGCCCAGGCCACUGGGCGAGGCCAGAAGGAGGCUACGCCUAGCCCAGUGGUCACGAAGGGGCCAUCGCAGGCCGCCCAGGCUCAGGAGCCCCCAGGGCUUGACACCCCUCCCAAUGAGGAGGGAGGGGCGUCCCUUCCUCACGAGGCAGGAGUCUUUGGUCCAUCUUCCCAGGACCAGGGAAGAGAGACUCCUGCCUCAGAGGAGAAGCCCUGCACGCCCCCGCCCGUACAGGAGGCGCCACUGGAGGCAGACGAGGCAGCCUCAGUGGUGCGCUGCCUGCACGUGAACCCCAGGUUCAGGGAGCGCCUGGAGGGGCCUAACGGGAGCUUCCUGGAGCACCUGGGCCUCCAGUACGGCGUCCUGGUCUUCACGAUCCCCGCCAAAAGGAAAAUGCAGAUCAGGGGCGCCAAGCAGCGCGUCCUUGACUGCUACGAGGCCGUGAGGGCGCUGCUGGCGGAGUGGCAGGCGCAGGACACCGCCUAGUGGCGAGGCGGAGGUGACCCACGACUGUCGCCGCGCAGGUCACGGCCGGUGCAAAACAGCGCCAGGGAUGAAGCGUGUGUGUGUGUGUUAGCGCACCACGCGAUGAAGUGACCGUUAGUUACGUACGCAGGAAAACAGCGAUGGAGGAUAAUAGAAGGAUACCGAGAGAACAGGGCGGCGUAUUACUUUAUGGACAGAGGAAUCGAUGCUAUCAAAAGAAAGGAUUUUAGUUUGAGGAACAGAAAAAGGAUUUCAGUUUAAGGAACAAAGAAAGGAUUUAAGUUAAAGGAACGAAAGGAUUUAAGUUAAAGGAACAAAGGAAGGAUUUAAGUUAAAGGAACGAAAAAAGGAUUUAAGUUAAAGGAACGAAAGGAUUUAAGUUAAAGGAACAAAGGAAGGAUUUAAGUUAAAGGAACGAAAAAAGGAUUUAAGUUAAAGGAACAAAGGAAGGAUUUAAGUUAAAGGAACAAAGGAAGGAUUUAAGUUAAAGGAACGAAAAAAGAAUUUAAGUUAAAGGAACAAAGGAAGGAUUUAAGUUAAAGGAACAAAGAAAGGAUUUAAGUUAAAGGAACGAAAAAAGGAUUUAAGUUAAAGGAACAAAGGAAGGAUUUAAGUUAAAGGAACAAAGGAAGGAUUUAAGUUAAAGGAACGAAAAAAGGAUUUAAGUUAAAGGAACGAAAAAAGAAGUUAAGUUAAAGAAACAAAGGAAGGAUUUAAGUUAAAGGGAAGAAAAAAGGAUUUAAGUUUAAGGAACAAAAAAGGAUUUAAGUUAAAGGAACGAAAAAA
Eriocheir sinensis (Chinese mitten crab) is the source of this 2321-nucleotide messenger RNA. RefSeq names its product fibrous sheath CABYR-binding protein-like. The record is from RefSeq and is a predicted model, not a curated record. The coding region runs from base 33 to 1535 and encodes 500 amino acids. NCBI's taxonomy places the organism in Eukaryota, Metazoa, Arthropoda, Malacostraca, Decapoda, Varunidae. Gene Ontology annotation, molecular function: RNA binding. The transcript is spliced from 2 exons.